Messenger RNA from Heteronotia binoei (common prickly gecko), 1823 nucleotides. RefSeq names its product tryptophanyl tRNA synthetase 2, mitochondrial (gene WARS2). Gene Ontology annotation, cellular component: mitochondrion; mitochondrial matrix. The coding region runs from base 117 to 1145 and encodes 342 amino acids. Gene Ontology annotation, biological process: mitochondrial tryptophanyl-tRNA aminoacylation. The record is from RefSeq and is a predicted model, not a curated record. NCBI's taxonomy places the organism in Eukaryota, Metazoa, Chordata, Lepidosauria, Squamata, Gekkonidae. Gene Ontology annotation, molecular function: tryptophan-tRNA ligase activity; ATP binding. The transcript has 6 exons.
AGUCUCAGGCAGCCGAGAGCCCUGAUUGGCUACUGAAGCGAACCCCGUUUCCUUCACACGGCCGGCAGGGCGCAGGCGCGAGGUUAUCACAUGAUCGCUCUCUCGCCUCGUCCAUCAUGGCGGCGCCCAGAGCUUCCACUCGCCUCCUGCAGAAUAAAGGCCUGAAGAGGAUCUUCUCUGGGAUUCAACCCACUGGGGUCCCUCAUUUGGGGAAUUACCUUGGCGCUCUCACAAGCUGGGUGAAGCUACAGGAAGAAUGCAGCUCUGUGCUAUACAGCAUCGUGGACCUCCAUUCCCUCACAGUUCCAAGAGACCCAGCCGCCCUUCGUGCCAGCAUCCUAAAUGUCACAGCAGUUCUCCUGGCCUGUGGCAUCAAUCCACAGAAGUGCAUCCUUUUCCAGCAAUCUCAGGUGCCUGAGCAUGCAGAGCUUGGUUGGAUUCUGGGAUGCUUCACAAACAUAUCGCGUCUGCAGCAUUUUCCACAGUGGAAGGCGAAGAGCGCCAGCCAAAUGAAUGAAGGAACAGCUGGUCUGUUCACGUAUCCUGUCCUCCAGGCAGCGGAUAUCCUCCUGUACAAGUCAACUCACAUCCCUGUUGGAGAAGAUCAAGUCCUCCACUUGGAGCUGACCCAAGAUCUCGCCCGUCGCUUCAACAAGCAAUACGGAGAUUUUUUCCCAGUGCCUAAAACCAUUUUGACUGAGACGAAGAAGGUGAGGUCCCUCCGUGAUCCCACCUCCAAGAUGUCAAAAUCCGACCCUCAGAAGUUGGCCACGGUCAGCGUCACCGACAGCCCUGAGGAGAUCCUGCUGAAAUUCCGCAAGGCCGUCACAGACUUCACGUCUGAGGUGACCUACGACCCGGACCACCGCCCCGGCGUCUCCAACCUGAUCACCAUUCACUCUGCCAUAACGGGGCUCAGCAUAGAGGAAGUGGUGCGCCAGAGCAAGGGUCUGGACACAGCUCAUUACAAGCCCGUGGUGGCAGAGGCGGUCAUUCAGAAACUUGCGCCAAUCAAGAGCGAGUUCGAGAAACUACGAGAAGACGGGGCUUACCUGGAGAAAGUUUUACAGACUGGAGCGGAACAGGCCAAAAGCCUCGCAGCUCCUGUUUAUCAAGAAGUCAGAAGGCUAGUGGGGUUUCAUUGACCACAAGGGAAAGGCAGACGGGACCUUCUAGGGUUUUCCUUUAGUGAACCUUGACCCUUUCUGGGAAGUCCUCUUUGUAAAAGUGGGGAAUAAGAAGCAUCCAUCUGACUGAGUGACCUCUUUUGCACUCAGAUCCUCGCACCUGGCGUUGCCAGGCUGCAAUGUGGAGUAAGUGUGGAAGGGGGGCAGGUGAUGUAGCCACAGCUUCCCUCUCCCUUUACCCCACUGGACCUUCUUCUGGCCCCUCCCCACUCUGUAGGGCAGUCCUGGCUUGCAGCUUAGUGAAGGGGGACGGAGGACAGGCCCAGGGUGGGAAAACCAGGCGGGAGGGACCCCUGGCUUCCAUCGGCUUCAUCUGGACCUUAAAAGGGGACACCUAUGAGCAGCUGUUUGGCAAAGGUACCAGGAACCAGUUCCAAAGACUUUCAUCACCUGCAGUCACAAAACUGUGUCUGUGAAAAGAUUUCAGGUCUUUUCCGCGGGGGAGGGAUUGAUUUAACCUCCGUGCAAAAGCCCUCAAAAUGAUACUUAAAGCUCCACGCUGUGCGACAAUUAGCACGACCCUUUUUUUUCCUGCGGGGAACAAGAGAGAGAGGUGCUGCGUUUCUGUGUUCGUUAGUUAGAACCCAGCAGCAGCGGUGCGGCGCUUUAGAAAUAAAACUGUCCAAUCCCCCCCCC